AUGGACUGUAACUGUGUUAGUGAUCUGCUGCUUACUCCACCUGUCCCAGCCCUCUGGACACCAGGCUUUGCCUUCCCAGACUGGGCCUAUAAGCCAGAGUCUAGCCCUGGAUCCAGGCAGAUCCAGUUAUGGCAUUUCAUCCUUGAGCUGCUUCAAAAGGAGGAGUACCAGGGGGUGAUUGCCUGGCAAGGAGACUACGGAGAAUUUGUGAUCAAAGACCCAGAUGAAGUGGCAAAACUAUGGGGCAUUCGCAAAUGCAAACCUCACAUGAACUAUGACAAGCUUAGCCGUGCACUAAGGUACUAUUACAACAAACGCAUUUUGCACAAGACUAAAGGAAAGCGUUUUACUUACAAAUUUAACUUCAGUAAGGUGGUUCUGGUAAACUACCCUCUGUUAGACAUGGCCAGCUCUCCAUUCCUGCUAGCCCAGAACCAUUUCAGUGGAGGGGCAUCAACACCAGACUGCAAUCCAGUCACUACUGAGGCCUUGCAGACUUUAUUUCCUCGUUUACCUGAUUCAGGACGUGGAACUGCUCUGUUUGACCGUGCCACAGGAGCUCCAGGGUCAGAGGGGGAUAAGCUCAGACUGGACAGUUUCCCAUUUCUUGGUUCUGGUGCUCCCUGUUACUCCAAACCUCCAUCUAUGUUGGGUCCUUACCCUCGUAAUCCUGCUUUUGACUACUCCUGGGGCUUCAACCCAUACCUCCCUGGGGCAUUAUCACUCAAUAACUGUCCUAAACUGCCCCCAGGCUCACUAUACCCAUCACACUUCUACCCGAAUCCACUUCAUUCUGGCCUAUCUCAGCUUCCUCAUCCCUUCUCCUCACUCCUGCCUCCUGGGGAUACAGCUGGAGCAGAACGGGCUCAAACUGGAGGAGCCAAUGGAUCAGCAGGUGGUCAGGCUCCGCGAAUCUGCAUUCCAUCCUACCCAGGUAGUUUACUUCAGGGACGGACUGAGCUGGGUAAUUUAGGCCUACUUGUGGGUGAUAGGGAACGAGUGGAGAACACUAACAUCACAGGAGUAGGUGGAGGUGGGAUUGGUGUGGGAUUAGGCUUAGGGUUGGGAUCACUGGGGUUAGGGAGCGGUGGAGGUGUGCAGAGUCCAUCGGAUCGGCACGCCGGACUGAAACAGGAUCCAGAGUCUGAUUCUGAGCUGGAAAUCACAGACCUGAGUGACUGCAGCUCAGAUAAUGAAAACGAACCAGACUUUCAUGCUGACCAAGGGAAGGAGAACAGGCUGGGUGGUCGACCUCAUAUCCCUGAAGCCAAAACUGCUGGGCUGGGUGGAGCCCUACCUCCGCUUUCUUCUCUUCCUCCUCCUAUAUCCCCUCAUCCCCUGAAAAGCCUGGUGCCCAUAACUGCUUCACCUCCAUCUCUGCCCACAUCCCUUUCUUCUUCUCUUACUUUGGUUGAGCGGCACAGAGAAACAGAGACUCCUAAACUUACUCAUAGUUAA
Molecule: messenger RNA, 1458 nt
Organism: Trichomycterus rosablanca
Lineage: Eukaryota; Metazoa; Chordata; Actinopteri; Siluriformes; Trichomycteridae
Gene: erfl1
Product: Ets2 repressor factor like 1
Exons: 5
Coding region: 1-1458 (485 amino acids)
Biological process (GO): cell differentiation; regulation of transcription by RNA polymerase II
Cellular component (GO): nucleus
Molecular function (GO): DNA-binding transcription factor activity, RNA polymerase II-specific; sequence-specific DNA binding
Source: RefSeq, a predicted model, not a curated record